AGUUUCCUGAUUAUUUUUUAAUUGUAAACAUUUAUGAUUUCUUAUUAUACUAUAGAUCUGGAAGGUGUGGUUUUUAAAAAAAUUUAAUUCCUUUUUACUAUAAGAAAGAAUAGAGAGACUGUCCCUACAUGUAAGAAGAUAGAAUCAAUCUGGCAUGAAUUGCCAGAUAAGAAGAAGAUGACAGUGAUUUUGUUCAGAAUUCAGAACUUUUGUUGUCUUAAAUGUAAUUCACUUGCAUUAUCAGGUUAUAGCAGUGUCCUCUUCUUCUAUUUUUCCCCUGUAAGCUGAAAUCUGUCUGCAAUCAUUAGCUUUUCUGUGUUCUCUGUGAAUACUAUAGACCCUGUCCUCUGGCUUUUAAAAGGACUACCUUCUGCUGGUUUCAGAUUUCACUAUUCUAACUUAGAUACUGCUGGACGCCAUCAUAAUAACUUGCCUUUGAGAUUUGUGGCUACAAUUAGGUGGUAUAAUGAAGCACAUUAGGAAAUGCGUUGCAUCUGCCUCUAAUUGUGUUUCAUUAGGCAAAAUAAAUUAAUUUUCGAUUCAUCUCUAAGAAUGGUCGUUUUUUUUCAGGUAUCUGUCCUGUCAAAUGUUUAAUUCUUUGUUCAUUAAUUUAUGUUGUGUGGGUGCAUGUGUAUGUAUGUGCAUAUGUAUGUGGAUAGAAUAAACUUUAAUUCUGAGUUUUCACAGAACAAAUUCUGAAUGUCACAGUAAAUCAGUUUUUACAGUGAACCUCAAAUACUGUUGAUAGUUGGACUUGAGAUAUUUAAUCUUGAAAUUGAAGGUUUCAGAACUGAAAUCAGUCACAGGUGUACUGAAUAGAACAUUGUACUGAAUAGAAGAGCAGAAUCACUUAUUAAAAAGUGAUGUUUCCUGGACCUUCUCUACUCUUUAAUUGAAUGAGAAUCUCUUGGAGUAGGGCUCCAGAUACCAGGUAACUGUGUUUUGUGCUGAAAUUUGAGAACUUUAGAUGUAAGUGAGUUUUGGAGUAAAUUGUAUUCUUAAUGUAAUGUUCUAUGAACAGGAUAUAUUACAGUAGCUUUUAGAUUUGUAGGAGUAAAUACUAGUGUGAUGUAGAAUUGGUUUUUAUCACCAAUUGUUGAUUUUCUAUGCAGUUUGAAAAUAUCGAGCUGGCAAAGGUAGACAGGAAGUUAGCACAUUUUCAGAUAGAAGUAGCAUCCAGGACUGGUGAAGUUUCAGCUGGUCUCAGAAGUUUCAGCUGUGGCAUGGAAUGUGAGACAGUCACUUCAUAUAUAAUUCAUAAUUUAGAAGUAGCGUUUUUUUGAUAUUUCAGACUCUCUGAGGUGACACAAUAAAACAUCUUUGCAGAAGGUUGGCUAAAUGGUAAAUUUAUACUCUUUGGAAAGAAAAGAAGACAUUGUGUAAAGUAGAAUGUAAAAGCAUCCUUUCUUUUUCUCCUCUUUCUACCUGUGUUUAUUAAGUUUUAAGUAUAUUCCUCCAGAUCAUUUAUGUGCCCAUGAAUAUGUGUGUACUUAUAUACACAGCUUCCCUCGUAGCUCAGUCAGUAAAGAAUCUGCCUGCAGUGCAGAAGACCUGGCUUUGAUUUCUGGGUCAUGAAGAUCCCUUGGAGAAGAAAAUGUUAACCCACUCCAGUAUUCUUGCCUGGGAAAUCCCAUGGAUGGAGGAGCCUGGUGGGCUACAGUCCAUGGGGUUACAAGAGUCAGACACGACUGAGCGACUAAACCACCACCACAUAUUCCUCCAGAUCAUUUAUCUGCCCGUGGAUAUGUGUGUUUGUUUGCAUAUUUUAAAUAUUGAUGUAAACAUAUUACCCCUCUUCUUCCAAAGGCUAUAACAGUUUUAAGUUCUAUCAUCAUAGGAUAUUAGCAGUCAUUAAUAGUUUCAUGUGUAUAAUAGGGAAUGCACUUUUACUGUUUAGUGAGUUUAGCAUCUUUUUUAAAAAAAUAAGUAUUCUUUUUAAAAACAUUUAUUUUUUUGAAAUAUUUUCCUGGCUUCAUACUUGGAUCAGUUAGUGUUCUUAAUCAGCAGAAGAAGCUGACUGGAUGAUUAAGAACAGGAGGAAUUUAUUUAAGGAUGUUUCAUUAACUCAAAAUUUCUGAGGAGCGUUGGAGAACCAGGCUUAGGGUUAAGCUUCCAGGUAAUACACCUCAGGCGCCUCUGAGAACGGACCCUCUCCUGCCCCAUUGGAGGAACCAGCCGAUGCCGCCCAGGUACUGCGCCUUCUCUGCCAGCACUUGGUUUGGCCACCUCUACUGUUGUCAUUGGGAGGCUAAUGUGUCUGCUGUUGCCAGAAAUGGUAGCUCCACACAGAGCCCGUUUUCUCACGUGACUCACUUCCAAACUGAAAUCUGCGCAGGUGCUUCUGAAUGUCUGUAUCGUCAUUGCAGGAUCAUUCAACUUCAAGUGGCACAUUAUCUUUUAAGCCUAGUCGGUCAUUGGUUACUCUUCCUACUGCCCAUGUCAUGCCGUCUAACUCCAGUGCUUCAGUUUCCAAACAUAGGGAAUCAUUGACAUCAGAUGGCUCAAAAUGGAGUAUAAGCCUCAUGCAAGCAUUGGGAAAUCAUAGUAGGGGGGAGCAGGACUCUUCACUGGACAUGAAGGACUGCCGGCCCCUCCGGAAAUGGUCAUCUUUAUCCAAACUCACCGUCCCAGAGAACUGUAGCCAGGGUGGCAUGGUGCACACAGAAGAAUCAAGGAGAGGUUUGGAAAAGACAGGGAGAGACAAGGCAUUAACAGCACAACUAAGGACCGUUGGACCUAGCUGUUUACACGACAGUAUGGAGAUGCUUAAGCUAGAGGAUAAGGAAAUAAAUAAAAAACGACCAUCAACUCUGGACAGCAAAUAUAAAUUUGAGAGCUGUAGCAAAGAGGACUUUAGAGCUUCUUCCUCCACUCUUAGGAGACAGGACUUAGACAUGACAUACAGUGCCUUACCUGAAAGCAAGUCUAUUAUGACAAGCUCAGAGGCUUUUGAAUCUCCGAAAUAUUUAAUGCUUGGUCAGCAAGCAGUAGGUGGAGUUCCCAUUCAGCCUUCUGUGAGGACACAGAUGUGGCUCACUGAGCAGUUGCGGACAAACCCCUUGGAAGGUAGAACUACAGAGGACUCUUACAGUUUAGCUCCUUGGCAGCAGCAGCAAAUAGAAGAGUUUCGGCAAGAAAGAGAUACACCAAUGCAGGUUUUGUCUGGAUCAUCUCGUCAAAGUUAUUCACCUCCCGGCUAUCAAGAUUUCAGUAAGUGGGAAUCAGUGCUGAAAAUAAAAGAAGGACUACUAAGGCAAAAAGAGAUUGUAAUUGAUCGGCAGAAGCAACAAAUUACCCACCUGCAUGAAAGAAUAAGGGAUAAUGAAUUACGAGCACAGCAUGCCAUGUUAGGACACUAUGUAAACUGUGAGGAUUCUUACGGGGCUGGUUUGCAGCCACAAUAUGAGAACACCUCCCUCCAGACUCCAUUUUCAGACCAGUCAGCAUCCCAUUCCCAGCACGAGGAACUUGAGCAAAAGCUUUUAUCUACUGAGAAAGAAGUUUUACAGCUCAAUCAGUUUCUCAAACAAAGAAUAAGCCAAUUUAGUGAAGAGAAGAAGAAACUGGAGGAGAAGCUUAAAACCAGAGAUAGAUACAUUAGUAGCUUGAAAAAGAAAUGCCAGAAGGAGUCUGAACAGAAUAAAGAAAAGCAGAGAAGAAUUGAGACCUUGGAAAAGUAUCUGGCUGAUCUUCCAACUCUUGAUGAUGUGCAGAGUCAGAGUCUACAGCUUCAAGUUCUAGAAGAAAAAAACAAGAAUUUGCAAGAGACUUUGAUAGAUGUGGAAAAAAAGCUUGAAGAGUUCAAAAAACAGUAUCAAGAAAAAGAGGCACAGCUAAUAUGCCAGAAAAAGAAAGAAAAGGAGUUGGUAACUACAGUUCAGAGUUUGCAGCAAAAAGUAGAAAGAUGCCUUGAAGAUGGAAUUCGCCUUCCCAUGUUAGAUGCAAAACAGCUUCAGAAUGAAAAUGAUAACCUGAGACAACAAAAUGAGAACGCCAAUAAGAUAAUAGAUAGCCAACAAGAUGAGAUUGACAGAAUGAUUUUGGAAAUUCAGUCUAUGCAAGGGAAACUUUCUAAAGAAAAAUUGACUACUCAAAAGAUGAUGGAAGAGCUGGAGAAGAAAGAAAGAAACCUUCAGAGAUUAAGAACAUUGCUUGAUAACCAAAGACAAACAGAAGAGACCUGCUCUUUAUUGGAUCAGGGCCAGGAAGCAGAACAGUCCAGGCAGCAGACCGUUCUUUGCAAAAGGCCACUCUUUGAUUUGAGUGUGAUUGAUCAGCUGUUCAAGGAAAUGUCCUAUUGUUUGCUUGACUUGAAGGCAUUGUGUAGUAUUCUUAAUCAGCGUGCUCAGGGCAAGGAGCCUAAUCUUUCUUUAUUACUGGGAAUCAGAUCAAUGAACUGUUCAGCUGAAGAAACUGAGAAUGACCACAGCCCAGAAGCACUCACUAAAAAACUGUCAGAUGUAUGCCAGUUACGGAGGGACAUAGAUGAACUACGGACCACAAUAUCGGACCGCUAUGCUCAGGACAUGGGAGACAACUGCGUUACCCAGUGACCAGUGUUGGGCCCACAGCAAUAACGACCCAUUGCAAAGUGCUGCUGUGUUAAGUUCUUCAUGUUUCUCUCCAGGAGCCAUGAUAGAAAGUUGCAAGUGACAUGUGUCUUGCUGCAUAGAUUUUUUUCUGUGGAUUUGUUCUGUCGCAGAAGAAUUGGGAUGUGAGAAAGUUUCGAAGGGGCUUAUCUAAUCAGGCAAAAAAAAAUUAAAUUGCCAUUUGAAAAAUACGAUAAAAUGUAUAAGAAAAAAAAAAUCUGUAUUCUCAAACUACUGACUGUAGGACCAAGCUGUGAAGAGUGCCCUUCGGAUAAAGGGAUAGAAUUUCUUUUAAUCACAUAAUUGUGUGUGUGUGUGUGUGUGCAUGUGUACUUAUUUACAAAAUUGUAAGGAUUUCUAAGAUCAAAGCAGAGCUUCUGAGAAAGGCACACACUAUAUUCUUGUGCUUCUUUUUUUUCUUCAUGGAGAAGCUUGUGUUGUACUUGGGGUUUUCAAGGUUGGCUCAGCAAGAGUUCCCACCAAGCAAGUGUUGUAACAGCAGUACAGCAGCAAAACCUUUUGUGUUUUGAACGAUCACUGUGCUGAGAUGGUGAGGUUGUGGGGUUGGGUUGAUUUUCGUACUGUAGACAGGUCAGCGAUUUUUCCAGAGUGAUUGUGAAUCCUGUAAGAGGUGUGAAAUACCGAUGUGAUGGUUAAUCCCAUUAGCAUUAUAAUUUAUGUAUUACAAGGUGAUUUAACAUAAUCUGAACUAAUUUUAACAUGUCCCUUACUAUUUACAAUUUUUAUUUAUAGAUUAUAUAUAUAUAUAUAUAUAUAUAUCAGUGUAAACAAAGCCAUAUACAAUUAAUGCAAACCUAAGGCCACAGAUCAUUAUUGUAAAAUGAACAAAAUGACUCUGGAACAAUAACUCGUUUAUCCAAAUCUCCAGUGUUUACAUUUUCAACAGUUUUGUAUCUGUUUUGAAGUUGAAACCACUUUAAGAAAAAAUCAACCUGUAUUCUUUAUAUCUGAAUUAUCACUAGCAUAGAACAAAAUCUAAACCUAAGUGAUACUGAAAUUCCUUUUAUUAGAUAAAGUACAUUAAAAACAGGGUUCUUCAUAGAAUAUAAACUUGCCCCAGUUAGUUGUUCUUCUAGGGUAUAAGAUAUCACGAUGAAAUACAACUGAUUUUUUUAGUAGACAUGCAAUCAUUUAAACUUCCAAAUGAGUAUUUCCCUAUUUUAGUUGUAUCUCGGAAGGAGUUUAUACUUUAUUACCUUCAGAGCAUUUAGUACAUUCUUUUGAAUGCACUUAGUUGUGGCAAUCAAUGUCCUUUACACAUUGGUUUUGAUUUAUCUCUUGAUACAGCCCCAAGUCUCAUUUAGGUCAAGACAAUAGUAGGUAGAAGGAACAAAGGAUGAAAAUCAAGCUGUAGAAUAUUGUUUGGGGCAAGAGCAGAUCACGUCUGUUUUCUUGCCAGACUUAUAUUAAUGGUAUAAAGGCUGCUCCUAGAAAAAUAUGCUCCUGAAUAAUUUCAGCAGUGAAAACAUCUUUGGGAUAGACCUUCAAAGAAACUACCCAGAAAGACAUUCAGCUCAGAAUUUGACUUACAGACAGUUCUCAACAGUUAUUCAAUAGUUACAUUUCAGCAAUCAGUUAUGAUACAUUGUAAGGACAUCAGCCUUCCCUUCUGUUCAGUGCCUGAGUCCUCCCUGCCAUUUAAUAUCUUAGGAUCUGGACACUAAGAAAUCAGUGCAUUGUAGGGAUUCUGCUUCCCACGGUCCUUAAGUUAAAAAGGAGGGACUUGGUCAGUAGCAAAAAUUUGGCUUUUUAAGAUGUUCAUCUGUUUUUGAAUGUUGGUGGUUUAAGACAAUCAAGGAGUAGUAAAUUUAUACCAAAAAUCUGAUACAGAGAAUUCUGCCUUGUAAAAAUUAAUAUCUGUAAAAAUGGUCAUUUAUAGUAAAGUAGUUAAUUAGCAUCUAAAUAGAUAAUCCACAAGUGUAGCACACAUUUUUACAUUCUCUUUGAAUAGAAUCCCCUCCCCCCACCCUCAACCUCCACAAUUUUGAAAAUAAAGGUACUCUAAAAUAAUAGUGAUAAUGGGCAAAUAAUCACUGAUUUGGAUCACUAGGUUCUUACUAAAAUGUAUAUGUUUGGGAGUUUUAUGGUUAUUAGUGUUGUUUAAACAAACUUUUGGUCAUUUGUUUUGACUGUAGAUGCUUUGUUUUCCACCUUUGUUGUGAUAAAAUAAUUUAUAUUUUUAAAAAGUAAGUUUUCAAAAACAAAAAAUUUGACUUAAUUUACAUAUCUGGGGGUAAAAAAUUUUAACCUAACAGAAAAUUAACUAACUACUGCUGAUAUAUUUCAGUUUCCAAAAUGUAUCCCCUCCAUGAAAAGGAGAAUUAAGGUGUAAUAAUUUAAGUAUAACCUUGAAUUACAGACUGUUUAUCUCUUGGAAUCUGGGUUUCGUAAAGGGUCCUAGAUAAUAAGCAGACAGCCUUGGAGGGGAUUUUGGGGGAAAUAAAGCUAUUAGCAGUCUAAUUUGUCAGUAUUUAAUUUUGAUUUUUUAGAAAAUUCCCUUCUCCAAGACAACCUUUUAUGUUAGAAUAGUAAGAAUAAUGAUAUCUCUUUAAAAACAAAGAUUUUACUGUUAGACUAGAUAAGGUGGACAAGUAGAAACUCUAUAGUGUCGUGUCCUAGUUUGAAGUAGGAUAUUCUUAGGAGUUAUUACAGUGAUUAUCUGUCUGAAGUGAAAAUUAACCAAAGUUUUAAAGUAAAUCUAUUUGAAAUUUGCUUAAGUAUUGACUUAGGUAAGCCUUGCCUGAGUUUGUUUGUUUCUUUUUUUUUUCCAAUAAGUGUGGCCCCUUUUUGUGUUUGAAAUAGGAGUCAGUAUUCAAUGUUAACCAUAUUUUUAUAUAUUAUUUGUUUUGAUCAUGACAAUUUAUUAAGCUGAAUUAGACUUCUUUCAGUAGCUCGUUAGAGACAAUCUCAAGGGCUGGAAAGUGUUGCUAAAAUGGAUAUUGUACAUUUCCACAAUAAUGUACAAUAAUGAAUGACUAAUGAAAUUAUAAAUUUUGUCAUAGUUCAAGACUUAUUAAUAGGAUUCUCUUAGAUGGCAUUUUUAAAGGAACUACUUUAUUAGGAGAAUGUUCUUUCAAUAUCAGUAUUAGUUCAUUGAAUAAUACAGUAGCUGAGAACUUGUACUAUAUUUUUACAUCACAUAGUUCAGCUCAGGCACAUCUUUGGAUUUUGGCAUUCUCUUAUGCAGCUUUGUAUCAUUGUAGAUACAUAAUUACAGAAAUAAGCAAUUCUCAUAACCAUGCUUACUCAGACAAUGUCAUUUGAAACUGCCAGUAGCUAGAGGUCUCAGAGCCAAAGUUAAUUCAUUUUGUUUCCAUUUUUGACAGUUUUUUUUCCAGUAUUCACAAAACAUAAAAUUUCUAGCUUCACCCCAAAAUGUCAUGCUGGAAAUUGCUGUAUAAUAAUAACUUGCAUUUAAUCAUGAAGAGGGAAAGGUUUUGGAUAUUUGGAUUUUUAUCUUAUUUAAAAGAAGCAUUGAGUAUAUUAAGAAUGUAGUUUCAAAUCAAUGUCAUUAACAACACUGUUGCAACUGCAUACAUGAAGAACCUUUUGUGCCUUUUUGCCUGCAGUAAGCAUUCAUUUCUAUUUACAUGAGCUGUAAGAAUGUUGAUGGUUAUUGCACCUUGUUCUUCUGUAAAUAGACUUGAUUAAGGAUUUUCGUUUAAAGCAAGGAGCAGUUUUCGUUACUAGGUAGAUACCUUAAUAAACAUAAAGGGAGUUAUCAAAUAAUACAUCUUUGGAGUCCAACCUUUUCCCUGUUUAGUGAGCAGGGAACUCCUUUGGAAUGUAGUCAUUUGUGUGUAUGUGUGUAUAUAUGUAUAUGUAUAGUUAUUUAAAUACAUAAACAUAAAAUUCAGCAUCACAUUGGUGUGAUGUCAAGAAGUAGUAAGGUGCUAGGUGGCUACAUUAAAAGCACAGCAGAGUAUACCAUCAGUAACUAUGACUGGUGGCUUUUAUAAACUAGGUUCAGUUUUUGAACCGCCCAGAAUACCUCAUGUGUAAAUACAAUAGUCAUGACUUAAUUGAAAUACAGUUAUUGUAAAAAGAAUGUGAAGCCACUGGUUGGCUUAUGCCUUCUGAUUAUUAUCCUUGCCUCUUU
Bubalus bubalis (water buffalo) is the source of this 8709-nucleotide messenger RNA. RefSeq names its product centrosomal protein 85 like (gene CEP85L). NCBI's taxonomy places the organism in Eukaryota, Metazoa, Chordata, Mammalia, Artiodactyla, Bovidae. Bases 2346 to 4553 code for a protein of 735 amino acids. The record is from RefSeq and is a predicted model, not a curated record. Gene Ontology annotation, cellular component: centrosome. The transcript has 12 exons.